Sebastes umbrosus (honeycomb rockfish) is the source of this 3226-nucleotide messenger RNA. It is a transcript of the gene lrrc41, whose product is annotated as leucine rich repeat containing 41. Lineage: Eukaryota; Metazoa; Chordata; Actinopteri; Perciformes; Sebastidae. The record is from RefSeq and is a predicted model, not a curated record. The transcript is spliced from 10 exons. The coding region runs from base 174 to 2126 and encodes 650 amino acids.
CGUCACAGUGAGGGCGACGUUGUUGUGUUGCGCCCUCACUCUGACGUCACCAUCCUGCGCCUCUCACUCCAGGCAUUAUUACCCAUCAGAGGGAAAGAGAGACUGUUCAGAUCCAGACCGACACAAGUAUCUAAUAAACGCCGUUCAUUUGAUGAACUCAUCAGUGGUCAACAAUGCGCGCUGCCCGCAGAACAAGCACAACUACUCCAAAGGAGUUGUGUUUAAAGGAGAUCUGUUUCCAGGCUGUCAGUAGACAUCAUGCUGCUCUGGGCAGUGAGGCUGUUCUUGAUCUUCCAACGCCCCUCAUUAAGGACCUUCUUCCUCAUCUGACUGUAUGUCAGCUGGAUGAGCUCCAGCCUAACCUAAACCAGAGAGGGAUAUCAACUCUCUCUGAGUGGAUUGGAGUCCUACAGGAUAUAUGUGGACCUAACCAUGUAAUAGACUUCCACACAGAAGAAGAGGCCAAAAACGAAGUGAUGAGAAAUCUUUUUACUCUGGUAUUCUAUGGCUUCUCAAACAGCUUCGUCAACAGAAACAUCACAAAUUUAAACACCCCAUCCUUCCUGUGGGCUGCAGCUAAAUGUAUCAAACAGUUUUUUCUCACUAUGCCAGUUGAAAGUUUAAUAACUGAGCGGCGGCCUCUUCUGAACCUCUUAGAGAAGCGUAUUGUGAGUGUCACUGUUACGCAGCGCAUUGAUCCAUCAAAGAGAACUGCGUUGUAUGUCCUCCAUCGCCUGCUGGACCACGGGGUGGCUAAAAAACUUGUCGUACAUGCGCAGUGUCCCAAAAUGUUGUCCUGGAUCCUACACGGCAGGGGAUCCCAGUAUGAAAACCCCGAGCUGAAGAAACUACUGCACAGCAAAAAGGCCAGCUGUAUUUCAGAAACGUUUUCAGCAGUCGGGGCCGGUUGCAGUUCAGAUCUGGAUGAUGAAGUCACUCCCUGCAAACGCUCAAAGUUGGAUUCUGUGUCUGUGGAGGAGGAGGCAUCUGGAAAAGCAAACUCCACUGUGGACCCGCAGGUUCUCUGUCAAACCUUCACUCCAUGUGAUGGUCCCUCGGCGGGGGCUUGUCCAUCGGGGCAGAUCGAGAGUCUGGAGAUCAGGCAGUGUCGGCCCAACUCCUUCAGUGUGCUGACCGCUGCCCUGCCAACAUUUUUCUGCCUUCGCUCUCUAACUCUUCACAGCUUCUCGAUCCUCCUGGACAAGAUGGUGUUGCGCCUGGCCAGAGCCCUGAAGCAGCUGUCUGAGAGCUCCUGCAGCUCUCUCACCGAACUGAGCAUCAGCGUCCUGCCGUACAUCAGGCUCAUGGAGGUCCUGCUGGACGCAAGCCCCAACGUGACGUCCCUGCACGUGGAUAUCGAGACCGUGACGUGGGGACCGCUCUUCUCACCGCAUCAUCUCAGGACUGCUGAGUCAGACGACAUGUCCGAAAAAAAAGCAGAGCUGCCCCUGGAGAAGCUGGUGGUGAAAGUAGCCGAGCUCCAGACGGAUCUGAGCUACGUCACAUCUGUGCUGACACGCUCCCCGCGUCUCACCUCACUCCACCUCGCAGGGAUGAGAUUACCAACCGGCUCUUCUCAGAGCCAGCUCCUCACCACUCUCUCAGAGUCAAAUGCCCUCCUGAGGAGUCUCACCUUGGAGGACAUGCAGCUGUCUGAUUGUCUCCCUGAGAUCCUAAAUCUACUGAGAGACUGCAAGUUGGAAGAGCUGAGGCUCAAUGACUGCCGCCUUCUUGAGAAGUGGAGCGACAAGGAGGAGAGUUUGCAGCAGCUGGUGGCUGCUCUGAAGACGCUGCCUUCUCUCCACACGCUCAGCCUGUCUCAGAAUCGGCUAGUCAAGAACGUGUGUGUGCUGGCAGAGCUGUUCUCAGGAUCCUCACCGAGCUCAGUGAAACGACUGGACAUCAGCUCCAACUUCAUUCAGCCUGCUGAUCUGAUGGAGUUCGCUGAGAGAUUGAGGACACAUCAUCCACCACACCGACUGACCCUUGACCUCAGGAAAAACCCAGGGGAUCGAGACCCCGACACGUGGAACGCUGCACUGAAGAGGCUUCGUCCGUUCUGCGUUCUACUGAUCGAAGGAUGGAAUUCCACUGACACAAUGGCAGACCACAUCAGCAAUAUGUGAACAAAGCUACGAGUGUCAAACACUCCCUGUUGGAGUGACUGUAAAAAGUUAGCACCUUAUGUAAAGUUUGUAAUUUUCUCUUUGACAGCAGAGUGACUGUGGUCAGUUUGAGUUCAGUUCAGACAGUUACUUAUCAAACCACACCUGCAGCAUGAGACACUUCUUCACUGUCACACAUUUGAUGCAACAAUGUUCAGUCAUAUUUUCACCAUGUCUAAACACACAACUUCCAUUCUGUCUAAAUUGCGAUCUAUAGUGCAAAGUAUGUGUGUGUACGUCCUGUACUGAGCAUUGGGAUGGAAAGCAGAGAAGUGGAUGAAGUUGUAGUAAUGGUUUUUCAAGUUCUUAUAUAAGGGAUAACGCCAGACGAGGUGACCGUUAUCAGGAAUUAAUGGACGACGGUUGCCUCUGCGAAGUCCAUUAAUUCCUGAUUAUGGACAAAGGCAUCAUCCCGCUUAUACCAUGGUCACUUGCCAAAGAUAUUCCCAUCCCAUAAGGUUCUUGUGAUAUUGAAAUGUUCACUGCUCCAGUAAAUAGGACAAACCUCAGCUACAACUUGGCAAAGGAAGGUAUCUCUUUGGCUCAGCUAUGAGCCAGAAAGCUAACGUUAUGCUAGCAAGAUUCAAAGUCAAUAAGAUUGCGUACGGUUGACAAACAGUAAAUAUAAUUUAACAGUAUGUUUAACAACAAGACCAGCUAGCUAUUCAGCCAUGUCAUUGUCCCCAAUUCAAUAUCAAGAUUUUCACGAAAUCUUGAUUAGCAUAACGCUAGCAUAAAGCUAACGUUAUCCUAGCAAGAUUCAAAGUCAAUAAGAUGCGUACGGUUGAAAAACAGUAAAUAUAAUUUGACAGUCCAUUAUUAGGAAUUAAUGGACACCCUGCAGCCAAUCAGAAUCGAGUAUUCACCCAGACCAUGGUAUUAAGACAUUUAUUGACAUUUUAUUUUUCUACCAUAAUUACAGUUAUGGUAGAGCAUACAUCAUUUUGCUUUGUAAUUAGUUGUGCGACACAUUGAAUUGGUUGUACGUAUGUUACAUUAUUAAAUGUAACAUACGGUCUCUUGUAUCAGUUGGAAAAUAAAAGAGCAUCCCGUUAGUUUGA